UCCACCAAGCGCCCAGGACUCCCUACGCCUCUUUUCUGCCGCCGCCUCCCUUGCAGCAGCGCAUCGCCUCCGCCUGCCAUGUCUCGCCACCGUAGCACCUGCGCCAUCUCUCCUGCACGCGAGCGUGCCUGUCGCCUACGCCCCCUGCCGUGAGACGCGCACCUUGCCUGCUUCUCGUGUUCCUGGUGCCGCACGUCGCCGAGCGGAUCGCCAUCGCCAUCGCCCUCGAGCCCUCGGCUGUCGUCCCGAUUCCCUACUACCGCGCAUGGAUCAACGCCAAGCCUGCCGUUGCCGUCUGCUACCCUGGCGCCCCCUACGUGACGCCCGACGCCCAACGCCACCAGGUCUGCUCGCCCCUGCGUCGUCGCCAGAAACCUCCAUCACCGACCAGACCAUCACCCGUAUCUUCCGGUUUCGAUUCCGGCCACCACGAUGCGUCCCCACCGCAAGAGAGGUGGUGGCACCGUUCUUGACUCGUCACUUUGCAGGACAGUUAGGUGAUCGAAGAAAGAUGCCGGGCGGCGGACUUCAACGAUCGGUCGCCUCACAGUACAGAAGAAUGAUGCCACACUCGGAUGCUGGUGAUGGCUCCGAUAGGGGUUCCGAGUUGGGGCGAGGCAAGGGUCGAGGUAAGGGUGGACCCAAGAGGGGUGGAGGGAAGGGUGGAGGCAGGAGGCGUCGAGAGCCUUCGCCUGUACCGCCGUCUGAGGAGGAGGAGCCUGCCCAGGACCAGGAGCAGGAGCGGGAGGAGGAGUGGCAGGCGGACGCGCUGGAGGAGGAGGGGGAGUCGUCUAAGGAGGAGGACACGGCCGAGGAUACCUCUACGCCGGCUGUCUGGUUGCGAGGUCCCUCACGACUCCCAGAUAGGCCGAUACCUGUUGCCUUGCGCCCGCUGAUUCAACCGUGCGGGGAUAUGAGUUGGACUGUCCUCAGUGGCGGUGCUCACAAACGCAAGGUCAAUGGCAUCCUGGGUCUUUUGUGCAGGGAGCACUUCCCAGGCCUAGUCCACUAUCAAGGACGGUACGAGCCGGCCUGGACGUGGGACCACUACAUCGCCGCCAACAACGAUCAGUUGGAUCGGAGCGGUAGAGACUUUGAGAACAAGGCGGAGCGGGUAAAGGGCGAGCUCUGGGAUUUUUACAGGUGUAAUGAGGGAUAUGAGGAGCGGGCGGCGAUUGUGGCUCACAAUCGAUGCGUUAAACUCGUGAAGGACAUGCAUUAUGAGGCGCAAGUCCACUGCGUCAUCAACUAUUGUUCACAUUUCCUAAAGCAGAAGAUCGGGAAGUCUGAGGCGAGGGAUUUGAAGCUGACCCGAGAGCAAUAUUUACAGGUUCCUGCGUGCUGGUGUCGUAAUGACACCGUGUGCUGGGAGUGUAUAGUGGACAAGUGGUUCGACCCCGAGUGGUAGGCUUUGCACGACGCUGGCCGGCAGUGGCGAUUGCUGAUGCCAGGUCCAGCGCACCAUCAAGGCAGCCUCAACAACGACGAGUACAGGGCUAGAUGGUCGUCCUCACAUGAAGGCCAGGAGUGCAACCCGUUCGUGGGAUGGGCUCUGGCCCGCAAGGGCAAGGCGACAUCCAAUGUCACCUACAACCCUGACGACCCGCCCUUGGCGUACAGCAACCCGUCCGUCCACAGUCGUAUCCAGGCAUACACAGAGAUGGGAAGACAGGUCCAUGGGCCAGACUGGGAUCCGAGCUCCCAGCCCUUUGAUGGAGAAGUCAUUAUGAGGGUGGGAGGAGGCAAGAAACAUGGGCGCUACUACAUUGGCGAUGGCCUUGUAGACACGGCCAGCACUCCCACCCUCUCCCAGAUUCGAGCGAGGAGCACGGCCAAUAGCCCGGCCAUACGCCCACGGCUGUCCGCGUCGCAGCUCCAAGUGCAGGAACUUCAGCACCGAAUGCAAGCGCAACAGGCGGCGUAUGAGGCGGCACUGGCCGAAGAGAGGAGGAUACGACAAGAGAACGAGCAGAAGCAGGCGGCCGAGAUGGCCCAGAUGUACAACUACAUUCAAAGUCUUUCUAUCCAAAUGGGUAAUCCCAUUCCAGCCAUGCAAUUCCCUGUGGCUCCUCCUCCUACUACUCCUCCGAAUUGUCGCCGGGCAUCUCACCGACGCUCCCACAUCAGUUGUUCCCGCCUCAGUUCGGCGGCGCCCCACCGUUCGACGACCCACCAUAGCCAUAAACUUGUUUAUUUCAGUAUUUAUGGACUUGUGAACUUCUGGAUAUGUAUUUGUGAACUUCUGGAUAUUUUGUGAACUUGCAGGACUUUGCAUUGGACUUCUGUAUGUGUUUGAUGUUAUUUGUGGCUAGUUGUGAUAUAUAUAUUGUGAUAUAUAAUGUCUGUGACGUUUGUUAUGAUAUGUAAUGCCUGUGAUAUAUAUGUUGUGACUAGGCAUUGGACUCCUUUUUAA
This is a messenger RNA of Panicum virgatum (switchgrass), 2413 nucleotides long. RefSeq lists its product as uncharacterized. Gene Ontology annotation, biological process: transposition. The transcript is spliced from 9 exons. Bases 266 to 1408 code for a protein of 380 amino acids. The record is from RefSeq and is a predicted model, not a curated record. Lineage: Eukaryota; Viridiplantae; Streptophyta; Magnoliopsida; Poales; Poaceae.